Molecule: messenger RNA, 2487 nt
Organism: Coregonus sp. 'balchen'
Lineage: Eukaryota; Metazoa; Chordata; Actinopteri; Salmoniformes; Salmonidae
Source: the annotation of a GenBank genome assembly
AUGGACGUCCGACUGCGCAGCUCAGAGCGCAUGGUCAUCACCCACACCGACCCGGACGUCCAGACAGGCACCACCAACCUGGACAUCAUCGACCUCAAGUUCACUGACUUCGGCACGUACACCUGUGUGGCAGUGCUGAAGAACGGCGGCAUCCCCGAGAUCAGCAUCGACGUCAAUAUCUCUUCGACCACAGGUGAGCAACGGACUCUACUCUACUGUUGUCCUUCUAGUCGUUCUAAUAGCUGUGUGAUACUGAAGACACCUGUUUUACUGCACAGAGCUAGGCAAGCUUUGUCACCAAGUCUAAGUAGCAUAAAGUAGCUACAGGAAGUUAUUACAUUUACAGGAAGUCAUUACAGGAAGGCAUAGGUUACAGGGAUAUGGAAAGUCCUCAAUAUCUUUCAGUGGUUAUGAAGGAUGAGAUGAUGGGACUCCCCUACCCCUCUUAGUGGUCAAUACACAAAGUGCACUACACUACAAAGUACAGUAUGUGUACUUUAUAGGAAGAAUGGCACAUUGAGUUUCCAGUAAAGUCCGGAUUCUAAUGUGAGUGUUUUCAGGCCAGAUUGUUAUUAAUUGGGAUCGGUCCGUUCAACCAGGCCUAAAUCAGUCGCUAAUUGAUGUGGAUGUGUGGCUAAUGUUUUGUGACAUGUUCCUACUUCCAAACCUAAUGGUUAUUUACAGCCUGCUGCUAGAGGCUCUCCUGUGUUAUUUUCUCCUAAUUAGCUCCUCCCUCAGUAUGUUGCCUUUAGUUUGUUGGCGUCCGAACUGAUGCGAAAGAUCUUUAGGUGUGUUAUUUUCUGUUCUUUUUGAGAUAAUAUGUUUGUAAAGCAGGAGCGGAACACAAAUGUUUGAUGAUGGGCGUCCAUUGACAUGAUUAUCCUCGUGUGGGAGGGAGGAUUGGUAAAUUGACAAUGAAAUGGAAGGGAGAACUUAUAAACAUCAAGGAGCUGGCUAUUAGGAUCAUUGUGAGUAGUACUGUUUUGUACGCGGCCAAGCCGAGAUAGAAGCGAGAAGGAAAGAGCCGAGACCCGAUAGCAGGAGCAGCGAGGCUAUAAGAUUGCGAGUCAAGGACCGAGAAGCGGACAAGACGAGACGAGGAACAGAGCAGCGAAACACUCAGAGAGACUAACAACUGAGAAUAAACAAGAAAGAUACCCACGGACUCCGCUCAAAUCAUAUCAUCAGCUCGCAUCGAGAGGAAGGAGAAGAUCAGGACAGAAGAGAGACAAUAUCUCCUUCCCCAAACUCUUCCCUAUCUCUUCUCUCUAUCCUCCUCUUCUCACUCUCUCUCCUUCUCUCUCUCCUCCACUCCUUCCCUCUCUCUCCUUCCUUCUUAUCUAUCUGUCUUGAGUGGUUCAUCAGAUUCACAUUUUUAGGGCCUGUGUUUGCCUUUAUUGUCAUCUCCAGUAUAUUAUAACCAAUGGAGCAGAGUAGCAACCUCCAACAUGCAUUACUAAAAUCCAUUUGGACUAAGAGCAAAGUAAAGCCCGUCCAGAAUGAUUGGACCGGGUUGGGAUGAUGGUAUAUGCCUUUGGCAGAGAACCCCUGUGGUUGAGCGGAGCUGAAAGCUCAGGGGGGGGGGGGAUAGCUACCCCAUCCAAAUGCGCCAAAUGAAUGACCUGGCAAUGCCCAGGAGACCUGUCUCUUCGCCUCUCUGUUCCGUGUUCGCUCACUCUACUACUUAUUUGUCGCUAUUUUCUAUUCAUAGCUUUUUUCUUUCUGUGUAGCAGCAGCAGACAAUACAUUUCAACAAGGAUGCCACAGUCAUAGCACUGUUUGGGGUGGGGGGGGGAGGACAAGGGGGUGGUUCUGAGGGGUGGAUGGUCAGAAUGCACAAGGCUCCUACUCGUACUUUCUACCAACCCUUGAUCCUGGCUGGAUAACUACAGGGUGUGCAGGUUUUUGUUCUUGCCCACCAGAUUCCACUAAUCAAGGUCUAGGUGAUUCAUUGAUUAGUUUAAUCAGGUGUUAACGCUGGGUUGAAAUAAUACCUAGCACUCCUGUAUCAGAGUUUGAUAACCACUGCCACAAAGUAAAGUUACGUAGAGUAAAAAUAACAUAACGUAAAGUAACAUCAGAUAAAUGAACAUCACGUAAAUGAACAUCACGUAAAGUAACGUAAAGUUUCUCUCUCCUUCUCUCCCAGUCCCUCCGGAGUUAACGGUGCCACGGGGCAAGUCCCCCUUGGUGGUCCAGGAGGGUGACACGGUGGAGCUCCAGUGCCUGGUCUCGGGGAAGCCCAAGCCUAUCAUCCUCUGGUCGAGGGCCGACAAGGAGGUGCCCAUGCCCGACGGCGGCCUUCAGACAGAGAGCUACGACGGCGCACUGCGCAUCGUUAACGUGUCCCGUGAGAUGACGGGAACCUACCGCUGCGCCACCAGCCAGUACAACGGCUUCAACGUCAAGCCCCGGGAAGCCCUGGUGGACCUCACUGUGCAGUGUGAGUAUUCUGGAUGUACAGUGUUUUUUACAGUACACUUCUGA